AUGAACAAUGGAAUCCGAUGCUUGCGGAUUGACCAAAACUCAAAAGGCCAGAGCGCAGCCAAGAAGUUCAAAACUGACCCCGAGAUCCUGGUGCUCUUGCUCCACGGGGAGAGGGAAAAUGCAGGGCUGAACGUCACUUGCGCAUCUCGGGUGUUCCUCCUAGAGAGUGUUGUCCACCACAGUUUUGAGAUUCAAGCAAUCGCUCGAAUUGACAGAAUGGGCCAGACCCGCGCAACUGAGGUGUACUGCUACUAUGCAGAAGAUACCGUGGAGAGAAACAUUUUGGACCUGGCAGCGCGCCAAGGACUCUCGCUGUACACCAAGGCUAACUCAGCAGGGACCUUGGAUGUCUCUUCGUUCGCCCAUGAGAACGAAAAGACCAAGAUCGACAACUCUCCUGUUAAGAAAGUGCAGAAGGGCGAUUUCAUCUUCAAAAUUGACGACAUGCUGGCAAUUCUGUUCCCGCAUAUGUACGAGGAGCUCGAUUAUCUCAUCCCACCGGAAGACAUGGAUUCAGAGAUGCAAGAUGUAACCAUCUCAAGCACAAGCACGAGUUUCCCUGCUGCGGUUGGUAGAUCAUCGUACAAUACAAGGCAGAACGCCGUCGCUGGUCCGUCUCGGUUGCGAUAUUGAACACUUCUACAUCAUUUCCAUUUUACCACCAGUUCUCUUUUUGGUUUUGUGGCGGACUGUAAGCUAGAUAUUUAUAACAUACAAAGGACAUUGUCUGUACGUACUUGCAUCUGCUUUCCAUC
Laccaria bicolor S238N-H82 is the source of this 755-nucleotide messenger RNA. RefSeq lists its product as uncharacterized. Gene Ontology annotation, biological process: protein polyubiquitination; DNA damage response. Bases 1 to 633 code for a protein of 210 amino acids. Gene Ontology annotation, molecular function: ubiquitin protein ligase activity. NCBI's taxonomy places the organism in Eukaryota, Fungi, Basidiomycota, Agaricomycetes, Agaricales, Hydnangiaceae. Gene Ontology annotation, cellular component: nucleus. The record is from RefSeq and is a predicted model, not a curated record. The transcript is spliced from 5 exons.